Messenger RNA from Megalops cyprinoides (Indo-Pacific tarpon), 1857 nucleotides. RefSeq names its product serum response factor binding protein 1 (gene srfbp1). Bases 98 to 1666 code for a protein of 522 amino acids. Gene Ontology annotation, biological process: maturation of SSU-rRNA. The transcript has 2 exons. Gene Ontology annotation, cellular component: nucleus; 90S preribosome. Lineage: Eukaryota; Metazoa; Chordata; Actinopteri; Elopiformes; Megalopidae. The record is from RefSeq and is a predicted model, not a curated record.
CGCUCACGUUGUGUAAGAUGGCUGCGGCCUGUAAUUCUAGAAACUCGUUGUGUGUAUGCGUGUUUACCUCGUGAAGAAAUCCAGGUAGGGAGUAAAGAUGGCAGAAGUGUUGAACUUAAACAAUGAAGUGGUGAAAAUGAGGAAGGAGGUGAAGAGGGCCAGAGCCUUGAUCAUUCGGAAACUCACCAGACAGAUUGCCAAACUGAAAAAGAAAAAGGGCAAGGAGGCGGAGGUCGAGAAGAACCAGAGAAGAGCAGCCAGGAUGCUUGAAGAAAUUCAUGAAAUGAAGACUCUUAAACCUGACCACGUCACCAAAACGGCCCUGCAGAAAAACCUCAGCUUCGAGAAGGUCUGCAAGAACCCUAACUCCACGCUUUCGGACCGAGCGCUUGCACGCAUUGCCACACAUCCACAGAUCAGCAAGAAGAUCCUGGAGAUUAAAGCAGCCAUCAAAGCCUUCAAAGAUGAACGGCGAAAGCCUGCUGAGGGAAAGCAGGCCACAAAAUCUGUGAAGGACCCAGAGAUAGAAGCUGUAAAAUCAGAUGAUACAGGCAGUGAUGAUGAUGAUGAUGAUGAUGGUAUUGAGGAGGAAGAGGAGUCAGAGGACAGGGAAGAGGAGGAGGAUGAGGGGGAGGAGGAGGAGAAAGAGGAAGUGAAUGGUGCCACAAAAGACAAGCAGAGUCACACCGCAGAUGACCCAGCUGAUAGAACCUGCAGUGACAUUAAAAGCACGGCUCCAUUGCAGGAAAGCCAAGAGGCUCAGGUACAGUCUGAAGGCAAAUCAGAGACCCUUAUGGAUCAGGAAGGCUCCUUCGAAGCUGCCUGUCUGCCAAAAACUGCACCGAUUACUGAGGUCAAAGCAGCGCAGGAACGAACAGCAAAGAAGCCUCCAUCACAAAGGUCAGUUUCCAGAGUGGAAAUCAAGGACCCUGUCAUCGUGGAGGAGAAAGAGGAGAGUGAUUUGGAGCUCUCUGAUGAUGAGGGAGAGAAGGAGUACUUUGAUGACAGUACCGAGGAGCGGUUUCGCAAGCAAUCAUCUCAGUCUGAGGGCAGUGAUGAGGAGGACGACUUCUUCCUUGGCAAAGUGAGAAAAUUCAAAAAAAGAAAAACGAAGCCUGGGGAGGAUGAAGAGAAGAGGGGCAGCCAUGAGGGAAAGACUGCUGUGAUCAAGGAGCCGACGGCAGACACUGAGACCCAAGGAAAGCAGGACUCAAAUCCAAUGAAGCUGCAGUCGGUUUUUUGUAGUACUUUGUCAGGAUCGAAAGGUACCUUUGGGAAAGGUGGGAAAGGACCUAGGGAAGUUUCAAAACCACCCAGGUUCCAGAAUGUAAAGAGAGGACCUGAUGGGUCUCAAAGAUCAUCCAAGUUUCAGAACCGAGGUGGAGGUCUCGGCAAAAAACCGAUGCCAUCCAGGUUCCAGAACCAGAAGAAGGGAGACCCACAUGUUGCUCCUUGGCCGCAGGACAAGGGUCCAGCUGCACCAAAGGGCCGGCCACAAUUUGAGAAGCAAAUGGACCGCAGAGGUGGUGCAGGGAAAGUCUCCAAUCCUUCCCAGCAGACACAGCAAGCUCUCCACCCCUCGUGGGAGGCUAGCAAGAGACGGAAAGAGCAGCAGGCCCAAAUUACAGCCUUCCAAGGAAAAAAGAUUAAAUUUGACGAUGACUGAUAUUUCUUUAAAGGACAAAUGAAUGGGUUGACUGCUUAGUUUGUGCUGUAUGUUUUUAAAAUACCCUGAGCAAUAGCACAGUACUUGUAACUCACUGGACCAUUAUUUUGAAUUUUAAUAUGUUCAUUGACAUCAGGCAAAGUGUACCAGAGCUUCUUCAUUUAUUUAACAGAAAAAUAUUCCUUAGGUCU